Molecule: messenger RNA, 943 nt
Organism: Klebsormidium nitens
Lineage: Eukaryota; Viridiplantae; Streptophyta; Klebsormidiophyceae; Klebsormidiales; Klebsormidiaceae
Source: the annotation of a GenBank genome assembly
GCAAUUUCAAAGCUUCACCUGUUUCAGAGACCUCAGUUCAAGCAGCUGCCAGAUCAGAUACGGGUAGGGAGACAUUUAUAGAGGGCCCUCCACUUCUGUAACUUGUUGAGUCUAAUUGACGCCAUGGCCAUCACAGCAUCACACGCAACGGUCCGGUUGCCGUCGUCGUUCAGCUGUAGCUCAUCUUUGCAGGAUGCGGCUCCCACUUCGUCCUUUGCACUUCAACACACCAGCAGAAUCACUUCAGCGUCCAAGCCUCGUGGGUUAUUAUCAAUUGCUAGUGCACCGAUUCAUGCAGGCUUGUUUGCAAAGACUGCAUAUCUUGGCCGUCAACUAGCCGUAGUUCGCGCCACACAAUUGCGUGUAUCAGGUGGUCACAGAGGGCGAGGUGGAGCUUUGGUGACGCGUAAUGCUGGAACGGUGGAAAAAGUGACCGCAAAGGAACUGGAUGACAUUCUGUUGAAUGAAAGGACAAAACCAAUCGUGAUUGACUUUUACGCAACGUGGUGUGGACCUUGCAUCAUGCUGGCACAGGAACUGAAACAGCUCUCAGCAGAAUUGGGGGACAAAGUGAGGUUCUUGAAGGUCGAUACCGACGAAGAGACGAUGCUUGCAAGCCAACUACGAAUCCAAGGACUGCCAACCAUGGUCUUCGUCAGUGACGACAAAACGAAGAACGCUAUCCGAACAGAAGGGUUGUUGUCUUCUGAACAGAUCAAGGAAAUUAUAGAGAAGGAACUCUAAAACAAUGCGUGCGCGCAAAAGAUAUUGUAGUUGCACAGAUGGCGCCACUACACUGAAGGCUUUCUGCCCUGCUGAUGAACAUGUUCGACGAGCUUCAGAUUCAAAAGCCGGCUAGACAGGGCGAGCUGAUGAUCCGUUGCAAGGACCAGAUUUGUGACAUGAUCAUGAAGAGACAACUCCUUUCAAGGCGAUCCGACAG